This is a messenger RNA of Syzygium oleosum, 2114 nucleotides long. Its product is annotated as serine/threonine-protein kinase PBS1-like. Gene Ontology annotation, molecular function: protein kinase activity; ATP binding. The coding region runs from base 357 to 1739 and encodes 460 amino acids. The transcript is spliced from 5 exons. The record is from RefSeq and is a predicted model, not a curated record. NCBI's taxonomy places the organism in Eukaryota, Viridiplantae, Streptophyta, Magnoliopsida, Myrtales, Myrtaceae. Gene Ontology annotation, biological process: protein phosphorylation.
UCUCUCUCUCUCUCUCUCUCUCUCUCUGUCUCUCUCUUCAGAUUUCACAGCAAAAAAGUUUCAUCUUUCUGCUUCUCUCUGCCACUUCUUUGUUGUUUUCGAGCCUUGGAACAUCUUUCGCUUCGUUUCGCUCGGCAUCUUUCUUUUCCUUCUCCCUCCUCCUGCUGAUCUCUCCUCGACCCCUGAUCGGACGAGGAGCAACGGACGUCCUCUGCGAGCGAACCCUUUUGGAGUUUUGAUUGGACUCUUGGCGCUUGUAGGGAUGCCAUCGUCAGAUGAUUGAUUGAGCUUGAAUGCAUCUGAGCUUUGAACCGCAUUAAAAGCAAGUGGGUCUUUCUUGGUUGUGAGUUUGGGAGAUGGGUUGCUUUCCUUGUUUUGAUUCGAGGGAAGAAGAGACGCUGAAACCGGACAAAGGAAGUGACGACCCGAAACACGGCCUCUCAACUAUGUCCUCCAAGAUUUCCAGCUUGCCGUCCGGGGCAGAAAGACUGAGGUCGAGAAGCAAUGUGGGGUCAAAAAGGGAUCUAAUUGGCCCUAAGGAUGGACCGGGUGCACAAAUUGCUGCUCAAACCUUCACCUUCCGCGAACUCGCUGCUGCUACGAAGAACUUUAGGUCGGAGUGUUUUUUAGGGGAAGGAGGAUUUGGGCGCGUAUACAAAGGGAGACUUGAGAGCACUGGACAGGUUGUUGCAGUUAAACAACUGGAUAGGAAUGGUCUCCAGGGUAACCGCGAAUUUCUGGUGGAGGUUCUGAUGCUGAGCCUUCUGCAUCACCCUAAUCUCGUGAGUCUGAUUGGUUACUGUGCUGAUGGUGAUCAACGGCUUCUUGUCUAUCAAUUCAUGCCCUUGGGAUCGUUGGAAGAUCAUCUUCUCGAUCUUCCACCGGAUAAGGAACCGCUAGAUUGGAACACAAGAAUGACUAUAGCGGCCGGUGCAGCCAAAGGUUUAGAAUACCUGCAUGACAAAGCUAAUCCCCCGGUUAUUUAUAGAGAUUUCAAGUCAUCCAAUAUAUUACUGGAUGAAGGGUUCCGUCCAAAGCUCUCCGAUUUUGGUCUCGCGAAGCUUGGUCCUGUUGGAGACAAAUCGCAUGUUUCCACAAGGGUCAUGGGCACUUAUGGAUAUUGUGCUCCAGAGUAUGCAAUGACGGGACAAUUAACCGUUAAAUCUGACGUCUAUAGUUUUGGGGUAGUCUUCUUAGAGCUGAUCACUGGACGAAAAGCCAUCGACAGCUCCCGUCCCCAUGGGGAACAGAAUCUUGUAACAUGGGCACGUCCACUAUUCAAUGACAGGCGAAAAGUUUCAAAAUUGGCGGAUCCAAGGCUGCAGGGGCGUUAUCCAAUGCGGGGUCUAUAUCAGGCGCUUGCUGUGGCAUCCAUGUGUAUACAAGAGCAGGCGGCUGCGCGUCCUCUCAUCGGUGACGUGGUGACGGCCCUUUCUUACCUAGCGAACCAGGCGUAUGAUCCUAACAUAGCUUCUAAUUAUGGGAACAAAGGAUCCGGCGCCGAUGAGAGAGGUGGCAAGAUUUUGAGGAACGAGGAUGCUGGAGGUUCCGGGCGCAGCAGGUGGGAAUUCGAGGGGUUCGAGAAGGAUGAUUCUCCAAGGGACGGUAAGUUGUUAAAUAGGGACUUGAAUAGAGAAAGGGCCGUUGCUGAGGCGAAGAUGUGGGGAGAGAAUUUGCGAGAGAAAAGACGGCAGAGCGCUCAAGGCAGUUUUGAUGGAUCUAAUGGCCGGCUGUCUUGAUCGAGAAUUUCUCGCUUUGUCCCCUCCUCGAGCCUCUCGGCUUGCUUUCUGUCAACCAUACGAAGCAGAUGCAGGGCAUUCAUGCUGUGGAGCGCACAUUCCAUUUUGUCGAAAGGGAAUGAGUGGAGAGAUUGUGGUCGAAUUAGGAGGACUUGGUCCCUACUCUUUUAACUCCGGCACUUUUCGGGGUCUAUGUCUCCAUUCUCUGUUUAUACUUUCUUGAAAUUUUGGAGGAAGAGGAGUUGGGUGUAUAUCAUUUGCUAGGACAGCAUUCUAGAAAGAGAAUCUAGAGGAAGAGAGACUUUGUCUGUCUUGUAACGCUUGUGCUGAAUCGUGUAAGUUCAUUCUGAGCAGAAUUUUGCCUGCAUUUUCUAA